CAGAGGGAGGUUGUGCAGAGUUGCAGAGAAGAAUAAAAAAGAACAGGCUAAAGGCAAAAAAAGAGUGAGACUGAAGGUAUGGCAGCAAAUAUACUUAGAACUGCUAUGGUGCAAUGGAGAUACACAGAGAGGGACAGGCAUGUGUGUUUAUGAACAAUGGUGAAAAGAUUAAUGCACACCAAUAACAUAUACUACAGUCAACUCACAAAAUCAACACGCUGAAUUAGAAUUCAGGUUAAAACAGUAUGGUGUUGUAAUGAUGCAGUGGUCAUCUGAGUGGGUGGAGCAACACUAUGAUGUCUCCUCUACCACAUCACCUUCGGUUCACCCUAAGCCCCUCUCAUAUCCCCAGCCUAGCCGUCCUGGGUUCUCAGGCUAUAAUGAUGACAUCAGUGCUCUCAGUGCCUCUAGCUUGCUGAAGCGCUAUGCUGAGAGAUAUUCCUUCAACUCUGCCUUACCAGAGCAUGGGACUUUCCUGAAAAGUGAGCAGCACCAAGAAACAUGGCCUGUGGGAUACAGUUUGGAGGCGCACCCUGGUUUAGAUGCAUUGAAGGGGACUUCGGGGACUGAAAGUGACCUUCCAGAGCAGCAGUACAGCCGUGGUCCCACAUCUCAGGAUUACCCUUCAUCUUACACUAGUCAGCAUCUGCUCCCUAAACCAUCCUAUCUUCCUUCACCAGCAUUUUCCUUGCCAUCUGUAUACCUGCCCCCCACACCAGGCUAUGCUUAUCCUCAACAAUGCAGUCUGACCGCCAGUUACCCCCAUAGCACCCCUUCUUUGCUGCACUCAGGCCUACACACACUGACUCCUCUGAAUGUCACUCUCAGCAGCCUCAGUCCUGCGGAACUUCCACGCAACAGGAAGUUUGGCUUUGACCAACCCAAAACUGCCAGAGUGUCACCAUACACCAUCAGGGACAAGGGUGAUCGACAAAGCAGUGAUGGUGGAUGUGUCAAUGAAAACUGUGGGACGGACACCCAAAGUUACAGGCCAGAAAGUCUUUCCACCCAGUCUGAUCUUGAGGCAGAUUUGGUGGGUAAAACCAGUCCUCUACGGCCUCAGGAGACACGAUCUUAUGGAGGUCCAGGACAGUACACAUAUCCCUAAGUCUACU
Molecule: messenger RNA, 1115 nt
Organism: Myxocyprinus asiaticus (Chinese sucker)
Lineage: Eukaryota; Metazoa; Chordata; Actinopteri; Cypriniformes; Catostomidae
Product: fidgetin-like
Exons: 3
Coding region: 257-1108 (283 amino acids)
Source: RefSeq, a predicted model, not a curated record